ACCCCAAUCGAAACAUGAUCGAAUAUUCACAAACUCAGGCGAGAAGUGACCUGAGUUAUCGCAUUCGUUCGUUCGUUCGUUCGAGAGAGUUAUCAGGGAAGAGAGAGAAAGCAAAAAGAUGCCGAAGAAAAUGGGCGUCAACAGCAAAGCCGAGGCUGCUAGGGCUCGGAAAACCGCCACCGAAUCCGACAAGAAAGAGCGAGAGGCUCGAGAGAAAGAGGAACAAUACUGGCGAGAAGCCGAGGGCUCCAAGUCACGCGCCGCCAAGAAACGCGAGGAGGAGUCCGAGAAGCGAGCGGAGGCCGCCGCCCGCAAAGCCGAGGCUCGCCGUCUCGCCGACCAAGAAGAGAAGGAGCUUGAGAAGGCCGCCAAGAAACCUGACAAGAAGGCCAAUCGCGUGUCGAUCCCGGUCCCCAAGGUCACCGAGGCGGAACUCCAGCGGCGGCGCGAGGAGGAGCAGGCGCAGAUUCUGAAGAAGGCCGAGGAGGCGAAGAAGAAGCAGAGUCGGACCGCCGCCGAGGAGGAGUAUGAGAAGAUGGUGCUUGUUGCAAAUACCAAUCGCGACGAUUCGAUUAUUGAGGCGCGGACGGUUGAGGAAGCGAUUGCGCAGAUGGCUGUUGCGGAUAGCUUGCCGGUGGAUAAGCAUCCGGAGAGGAGGCUAAAGGCUUCAUUUAAGGCUUUUGAAGAAGCUGAGCUUCCCAGGUUGAAGGAAGAGAAACCAGGUCUCACUCAUACUCAAUACAAGGACAUGAUAUGGAAGCUAUGGAAGAAAUCACCAGACAAUCCUCUGAACCAGAAUGCGGAGUGAAUAUAUCUGAAAAGGCAGGCAAAUUUCCCGGAGGGGUUCAAAAAGGUUACUGUUUCAUGUGUAUUCAAGUAUAUAUAAUUAAUGACCUGUUUGUUCAUCAGCGUCCAUACAAGUUGUUACAACUUGAAUGAAGUAAUAACUCAUUAUUUUUCUGUGUCUUCUUAUUGUUAAUAGCUUCAGAGUCUACAGGCGUGUUUCUUUCUUCUCUGUCAUCGUAUAUGUAUAUAUGGUGAGUCAAUAAGCAACUGGGAUGAUGUAUAAGCAUGGAGAGUAGCCGUUCUAUUGUUUACUUUUGUUUCAGAACAUGGAGAGGUGAUUAUUUCAGAAUGUGCUACAAAUUAUUUCUGCUAUAGCCUAUUCUGGAUGUAGUCGGAUGGUUUUUGCAAUCAGAGAAGGGGAAACAGAACUUGAUGAAAUGUAAAUGACUUGUUUGGUUACUAUGAAAAACAUAGAGCAAGAGAAAAUAUGGGCAAGAAGAUGGAGAAUUUUUAAUUUUUCAUUAUCUAUGAUUUUAUUAAA
Messenger RNA from Cornus florida, 1327 nucleotides. RefSeq lists its product as uncharacterized. The coding region runs from base 119 to 808 and encodes 229 amino acids. The transcript is spliced from 3 exons. Gene Ontology annotation, molecular function: transcription coactivator activity. Gene Ontology annotation, biological process: transcription by RNA polymerase II. The record is from RefSeq and is a predicted model, not a curated record. Gene Ontology annotation, cellular component: nucleus. Lineage: Eukaryota; Viridiplantae; Streptophyta; Magnoliopsida; Cornales; Cornaceae.